Diaporthe amygdali is the source of this 1263-nucleotide messenger RNA. Its product is annotated as dna repair protein ntg1. The record is from RefSeq and is a predicted model, not a curated record. Gene Ontology annotation, cellular component: nucleus. Gene Ontology annotation, molecular function: DNA binding; oxidized pyrimidine nucleobase lesion DNA N-glycosylase activity; DNA-(apurinic or apyrimidinic site) endonuclease activity. The transcript has a single exon. Bases 1 to 1263 code for a protein of 420 amino acids. Gene Ontology annotation, biological process: nucleotide-excision repair; base-excision repair; base-excision repair, AP site formation. Lineage: Eukaryota; Fungi; Ascomycota; Sordariomycetes; Diaporthales; Diaporthaceae.
AUGGCUUCCCCGUCGGCACCCCUUCGCCGCAUCACAAGAGCGUCGCUGGCACGCUUCGCCUAUGCCGGGAGCGACACGGGCUCCACCACGACCACGGAGAUCAAGACCACGACUCCAGACAUCGAGGACAUCAUCCCCUCAGCCGUGCCAGCCUCAGCGACGACGAAAUCUACUUCUCGAAAGCGCAAGCGAACCACCGUCGCAUCCACCCCUCAAAACAAAAGCCACGUCAAGCUCGAAGCCGAACAGCUCGACUCCACCGCCCUCACGAGCAUCCCCUCGCCCUCGCCGCGCCGCGCCCGCAAGCCCGCCCGCAGGACCCAAGACCCCGCCACGGGCACCGAGACGGUGGCCGCGCCCUCGGACUGGCGGGAGCUCUACGACGCCGCCAAGGAGAUGCGCCUGCCGGGCGGCGCGGCCGCCAACGCCGCCGUCGACACCAUGGGCUGCGAGCGCCUCGCCCUGCCCACCGCCAGCCCGCGCGACCAGCGCUUCCACACCCUCGUCGCGCUGAUGCUGUCCAGCCAGACCAAGGACACCACCAACGCCGUCGCCAUGCGGAGGCUCCAGACCGAGCUGCCCCCCUUCGAGGAGGGUGCCCCGCCCGGGCUCAACCUUGAGAAUAUGCUGGCUGUCGCGCCCGAGAAGCUGAAUGAGCUCAUCUGGGCGGUGGGAUUUCAUAAUAAUAAGACCAAGUACCUCAAGCAAGCAGCCGUUAUCCUACGUGAUGAGUGGGCCGGUGAUAUCCCCGAUUCCAUCGAGGGCCUGGUGUCGCUGCCGGGCGUGGGGCCCAAGAUGGCCCACCUGUGCCUGUCGUCCGCGUGGGGCCGCACCGAGGGCAUCGGCGUCGACGUGCAUGUUCACCGCAUCACGAACCUGUGGGGCUGGCACAAGACCAAGACGCCCGAGGAGACGCGGCUCGCGCUGCAGAGCUGGCUGCCCAAGGACAGGUGGCGCGAGAUCAACUGGCUGCUGGUCGGCCUGGGUCAGACUGUUUGCGCGCCUGUUGGCAGGAAGUGCGGGGACUGUAAUCUGGGGCUCGAUGGGCUGUGCAAGGCUGCGGAUCGCGCUAAGGUCAAUCAGGGGCGCAAGCUACGAGAGGCGAAGGUGGAAGUUAAGGAGGACGUCAAGACUGUCAAGGUUGAGGAGGCACUAGAAGAUGCCGCCGUUGGUGUUGUUGGAGCUGUGGAGCUGGUUGAAGAAAGACAGGAGGUCGAAGACGAGUCGAAGCCCCCCUCUAGACGGCGUGGGAAGCGAGGCUAA